Messenger RNA from Caenorhabditis auriculariae, 1325 nucleotides. The record is from the annotation of a GenBank genome assembly. NCBI's taxonomy places the organism in Eukaryota, Metazoa, Nematoda, Chromadorea, Rhabditida, Rhabditidae.
AUGGAAACCAUUCGUCCGCCGCACUACUUGGAACAGGUUUUUUUCAUUUAGAUUAUUUGAGUCUGACUGGGAAUUUUUUUUAGUGGUCACUAUAGGGUUUUGACGUGUUAGUGGUCACUAUAGUAGUCAAAUUAGUGGCCGCUUGGGGGGUUAAAAAUUAGUGGCCACUAUAGAGGUCUAAGUGCUACUACUAGAUAAUAAAAAAAUUUUAGUGGCUACUUUAGGGGUCAAUGGAUCAACAUAACUGGUCCAAUAGCUUUGGUUUAAAAUUAUCAGAGCUACUGGAAGGAGCCCUGGAUGAAAAACUACUAAAAUGGCCACUAAAACGGAAAAUAGUGACCACUAUAGUCUAUAGAGGUGGGUUUAGUCGCCUCUAGAAAAGCCGGUCUAGAGUUACUAUGUCAGAAUUUUUCAAAAACCUUAAAACUAUUUUUUUUUUCUCUAUUUUUUCAUCAAAGUUGAUUUUCCAGCAACCCAACUACCGUGAGCAAAACGUCGAAAUUCGAAAAAAGAAUUUGGAACUUCGAGAGGAGAUUUUGAAGAGGAGAUCCACAGAUGUGGAGCUGCGCGAAAAGGUUAGAAAUUUGAAAAACCUUUUUGUUUUUUUGUUGCCUUUCCUCCUUUUCAUUUUUUCACAGUUUGAAUUUUUCCAAAUAUUUAUCCCUUCUUUAAAAAUUUCAACUGUACUUAUCUUGUAUUGAUUUCAAUCCCUUCUUCUAACCGAAACGCUUUGAGCCAUUCCAAAUGCGACCAAAAUGAAGCAACUACGAUCCCCAUGGCCGCAUUCGGAAUGGCUCACGCUUGCAAAGCUGCCUGUUGAUAAGGUUGUAGGAACCGAAAAAAAAUUUGUGAAAGCUACCAAAUUUGAAGACGAACCUGUUGAGCUCUCAUCCAUUCCAAAUGCGAGCAAAACUUUUCCUUUGAAGGUCUACCAGCAACAGCUGCGUCCAAAAGCAUGGAAAGUGGUCCGGUCGAAGGUGAAAGCGAUGGCCGGCUGGCCGGAAGGUCGUGAGAUGACGUCCUUCACGUCAACCAUCUUCAACAUCUUGAAGGCGUCGUUCAUUGUGAUCUACGCGGCGGCGUUGCUCGGCCUGGCCUGCCACGGGGCCUUCAUCGUCGUCGUCUACGACAAGACGGAGCAUUUGUGGCUGUUCGUGCUUGCCAUGGCCGGUUGUUACGGCUUCUACGACUUCUGGAAGGCGAGGGAGAGAUACUGGAAUGACGUCGGGUCCAACUGGAACGUCCGGCCGGAAGUCCUCCUCGACCAGGCCGAAGAGAGAGCCAUCGCUUCUCGGGAGCGCGAACUUGCCGAACAUGCUGUUUGA